Messenger RNA from Phytophthora nicotianae INRA-310, 3236 nucleotides. RefSeq lists its product as hypothetical. Gene Ontology annotation, cellular component: histone acetyltransferase complex; transcription regulator complex. Bases 772 to 2955 code for a protein of 727 amino acids. The record is from RefSeq and is a predicted model, not a curated record. The transcript is spliced from 2 exons. Gene Ontology annotation, molecular function: transcription coactivator activity; histone acetyltransferase activity; chromatin DNA binding. Gene Ontology annotation, biological process: positive regulation of transcription by RNA polymerase II. NCBI's taxonomy places the organism in Eukaryota, Oomycota, Peronosporomycetes, Peronosporales, Peronosporaceae.
CGCCACCUCAAACAAACCGCAUUCACUCUUCCUUUUGCUUUGGCAAGAGAACAAAGCGGGGUUUUUAUCUCGUUGUAUCAUGAGCGCUCCCAUUGACGACCUGCUGUUCGGCGGUGACGACUCUGGAGAUGAAGACGAUAUGAACAGUACGUGCGUCUGCGUCUCCUCUAUCCGUUCGUCCCUUUCUCGCCUCUAACAACGCUCUGUCUGUCCUGAAACGCCCUUCAUCGCACAGCCUCCAUGCGCUCGUUCAGUGGCGUCCCACUCGCCGCUGCUGUAGCGCCCCCGGGGGGUCUAUUAGCACCCGUAUCGAAGCCGAUCACGCCUCCCGCAGGCGCCACUCCCAUCCGUCCACAGCCGCAGCCUCUAGCGCCCACUCCUGCGCCCGCUGUAUCCGCCGUACCGGUCGCCACACCGGCCAAGCAGUCGCCCGGCUCGGGACAGCAAAUGUUUCAGCAAAUGUUCGCAUUACUGAAGCAAAUGUUACCUGUAGAGCAGUACGCGGCGCUGCACUCGGAGAUGCGCAAGGGUAACGGCAACGACAUUAAAUCCAUCGUGGAUAUUAUCAAGCGGAUCGCAGGCGACGCAAUCUUCUCCAGUGUCAUCCAGAAGAUGGACUUAACACGGACUUUUCCCACCAAUAAUACGCCGGUAAGACAGCACGCGCAUCAGGUAUAACGUACACCUCGAAGCUGACUGUAUGUACGAUACUAGGGAACUUUUAACGCUGUUAAGCCGGAACCAGGAGCAUCAGCGACCAAUGCUGGAGCUAUGGGCAGACCUAUAGCGGCCAGGAGUGCAGUGACGACCACUGCGUCACCGAAAGUUACGGCUAUUGCUCCGAACACGCGGCCUAUUGCUGCUGCACCGCCGACUCUCGCUGCGGCGCCUGUGGCGAUGCCGGCGUCGAUUGCUGCGCAGAUUACGAGGCCGACAUCGAUUCAUCCAUCAGCAGGGACAGUCAGCACGCCGCCAGCGAAGACUGGGGUGAAACCUGAGCCUGCAACCACAGCUACGACCACCGGAACCGCUACGACUACAACCACGUCGCCUCCUAAUGCUGCGUCGGCGGUCGCUCAAUCGAGGAAUGAAGCGCUGGAGAAAAUCAUGUUUGCCAAGCGGUUGUUGUCCCAUGCAGCCACGUGUUCGCUGGGCCACGGUGUUUGUCAGGUUAAGAAGUGUGACGAUGUGCGUCGAGUGUUCAAGCACAGCUUGUCGUGUGGAGGAACGAACGGAUGUUCGCACUGUGAGCAGCUUAAAGGACUGGUGAAGUACCACGCGAAGGAGUGUGCUGUGGGGAUCACAGACCACUGCUCGAUCCCGUUCUGCGAUGGCUUAAGACGUACAUAUGCUCAGAAUCAAGCGACGUUGGCAGCGAAGGCGAAGGCCGCGCAAGCUGCGGGUGUUAGACGCGGUGCAGGAAGCGAUGACGACGACGACAACACGCCUUUGUCUUCUGCUGUGAAAGCCAAGAAGAACGCAAAGACCAAAUCGCCGAAGAACGCGCCUCUGAAGCGUAAAGUGUCGAACGCGUCGCUCCCGAGGACGAACAGUUCGUCGCCCGGGCCUUCGACGGUGUCGACUCCUACCAUCACGAGCGCUUCCACCCCUGCCAAACCUCAACAGAAGAACGUUACUGCCAAUAUGACCCAGGAAUACGGUCGACUAUUGCAGUUAAUUCUUCACGUGGAAAAAUGUACGACCGUGGCGUGUCCUGUUGGCGAAGAAUGCGCCGAGUCGAAGGCCAUCAUGAAGCAGAUGAGCUCUCCAAACCCACCGGCUCGCGCUAAAACGUACAAGCAAGUGUACGGCCACUACAAGACCUGUCUGGCGAAGAAUAAUACUGCGAACUGCCCCAUGUGUAAGAUCGGGUUGUUACCGAUACUUCCAGCCAUACCAGCGCCAUCACCGCCAGCCGUCAAGCCGUUUGUCCCGACUGUAAGCACUACCGCUCCAUCUGUAACUUCGUCGCCUUCGGGAGCAUUGAAACGUAACAGCACGGCCGUAUCACCGACGCCACGUUCUCCUUUGAAGAAGCCUCGUACGAAUUCCACCAGUCGCGGGAAAGCUACAGCUGCAGAGGUAGCAGCGCUGAGUGCGGCCGCGUCCGAAUUGGUGAGUCAAGAACUCGCUCAAGCCAGCGUCGCAGAUAUCCGCAAAGAGGCUGAUGUGUUGACACACACGAACAUUGAGCUGGGCACGGAACGACGGAUCAUGAUGGAAGGUGUGCGUCGUGUGCGUAUGGCCGAGCAGUUGCCAUGUAAGAAGGAAGAGUGGGUGGAGAAAGACUUAUUUAAUUCCGAGAAACUGCGCGCCCAGGUCAGCGAAGUCAGUAGGCGGUCAGGUGUCCAGCUUGGAGGCCAAUCCAGCGACGUGAUGGCGUAUGCUCUCCAUGUAUACUUGAAGCAAGUGAUUGAAGAAAUGGUGGAGAUCUCGAAACAGCGUGGUGACUCGCAAGCGCAGGCUCUAGACGCUUUACAGAAGACACAGAGGGCUGGAGGAGGCCACAUGGAGCUCACGGCGACGGAUAUCUUACGUGUUAGCUGCGAAGACUCGUUCAAUACUUUACGACAAGAAGAUCUAGCGAGACGAUCGCAGUUGUUGGAGGACGCUAAGCGCGAAGAACAGAUCGAACGGGAACGUGCCAAGAAACGCAAGAAAGUGGACCGCAGUAAACUCAACCAGGACGAACGAGACGAAGCGGAGAUGGACAUAGAAGAACUCGCCGUGAAGGAUCUGAAGGACCGAUUGUUGCAGCAAGACAAGAGCGGCGUGGUCAAAGUGGAUGGACGCGUCAAUGAGAGCAUCUCGGCGAGGUAUGCGCCGCGCCAGAUGGACAACCAAGUGACGAUGGAAGAUGCCAACUACUGGUUGUUGAGCCAGAAGCCAUACAUCCGUCCCAAGCUCUUUGUUCGUGCUGAGGCUGCGCGUAUUGUGACCAAGUCGCUGCUCUGAGAGGUGUGACGAUGGGGAUGCAAUAAAUUAAAGAGCCUGAAGUGACUUGGCUUGUAUUGCUGACUAUUCGAAGCGCGAGUGGAUCCGUACUUCGCCCUUCUUGGCGGCUUCGGGGAUGUUGGCAGUGCGGAAGGCGUAGACAUCCGACCCGAUCAUUGAUGCGCCUACAGAAAUAGGCAGAAACAGUUAAACACAAACACACUCUUUUUGUCAUGUGUCAAUGUUGUACCUGGAAUAGCAGAGGAAUCCGCGACGUAGAUAUCUUGUCCAUCGUUACGCAG